AUGAAUGUGCCAUCCAUAAUGGACUCCUCCCUAUACUGCCAUCUGAAUACAGAGGCGAAGCAGAUCCGCCUUUUCCACCUCGAGCCCGCUGCAUCCUAUGAGGAUGACCUCGUGGGUAAUUUGAGCACCGUGUCACUCUUGGACAAUCCGCAGUUUCAAGCCCUCUCGUACGUCUGUGGUGACGCUAAGAACCUCAAGCCCAUGAGAUUGUCUGGGACCGAUGUAUCAAUCUACAAGAAUCUGGACAGAGCCUUGCGCCAUGUGCGCUCCGAGGAAGUCGCCUUGACACUGUGGGUCGACCAACUGUCUAUUCAUCAGGCGAACCUCGAGGAGCGCUCGCAGCAAGUGCGUCUCAUGUCUGACAUAUACAACGCGGCUCUUGAAGUGCUCGUGUGUAUAGACUCCAAAAGCGACACCCUUCCCGAAGAACACAAGCACGUCUUGGGUGUGGUAGAAACAGUCAAUACACUUGGACGGCUGCACAGAGACGAACACUACCAGAGACCCAUUGAUCUUCGUGGAACAUGGAGUGAUCUCCUCAGGUUCUUUAAGAACGGAUACUGGUUUCGCAUGUGGACGACGCAAGAACUGAUCUUGGCAAAGAAGGUCACGUUUUACUACGACAAGUACCCGAUAUCUGGCGAGACCGUCGAUGCGUUCUACACAUGGUAUGUAAAGCAUAUGCGCUACGGAGGGUGUUGUCGAGUGGGGGAUCGCAGCACCUUGAUUGAUUCCGCCAUCGACAUCGCCGUGCGAGCGUACGCUACCACAAGAGAAAAUCAAAUAGCCAAGCGAGAAGGCAAGGUCUUCAAGCUGCUUGAUCUGCUGUCCAGCGUACGCCACAGGCUCACUACCGUCCUUCAUGACAAGGUAUUUGCGCUCGCUGGACUGGCGCCACUACCUGCCGAGAUCCUGGACUACAACGCUACGGCGGAGGUCACAUUCGAACGGGUCGCCGUCUACCUCAUUGAGUCAACAGGCACUCUCGACGUUUUUAACCACCUCAGCACCAAUGGGCCUAGUUUUGGAAGCGUGUCAGUCGCCCAAUCAUCUGCCAGAAACGUACGCAAUGACUACGAUCGUCUGCCGAAGCUGGCAUCCUGGAGUCCAGACUGGUCCAUGUACUUCAAAAGCGCAGAGAUGAUUAUGUUGGGCGAGCGGUUGGAAUUGCUGCCGCUAUACUGUGCCUCGGGCACAAUGGUUGCCUCAGUCAAACACACGGGCCCGAAGCUUCUGGUGCCUGGUGUCCGCUGCGGCGUCAUAGCAAAAGUCGAAGUAUGUUACGAACGGCCCCUGAUCUUCAACAUCGGCAUGAUCCAGGCCUGGAGCAAAUUGGCAAGUGUCACUCUCGACGACCCGCAGAUGUCCCAUGGCUAUCUCACCAGUGCCAAGCUCCGCUUCAUUGUGGCACUAACCGGUGGCAUCGGUGUCACAGCAGACGGUGCAUUUUUCCUGAUGAAAAGCCGGGAAGAUUAUCUUCGCAACGAGUACCUGUUCACCUACUGGUGGCAAUUAAGAAUGCGAGAGGAGAAGGAGUUUACCGUAUAUUGUCCUCGGGAUAGUGUUGACGUCGUCCAGUACUAUGACGAAGAGUAUAUGGAGAGCUUCGCCGCACAGUACGAGUAUGCGUUGAGACGGAACUGCAUCCUUCGAUGUUUCGUUGUCUUGGAAGACGGCAAGUUCGGCUUCGCUCCUCCUACAGCGAUGGUUGGGGAUUUAAUCUGUGUUUUGAAGGGAGGCAGGACACCCUUCGUGCUGGGCACUGGGAAACGGGUCUGGACGUCGCGAGCUGGGCGUGCCAGAGCCGGACCACGCACCAGCAUCCAGAGGAGCGAACCGACGCCCGAAGAAGACGGCUGCUUUCAGCUGGUUGGCGAUGCGUACAUUGAAGGCUUGAUGAACAGUUCCGUGUUGACAGAUGCGAAGGAGAUGGAAGACUUCGUCUUGGUGUGA
Messenger RNA from Fonsecaea multimorphosa CBS 102226, 1953 nucleotides. RefSeq lists its product as uncharacterized. The transcript has a single exon. The coding region runs from base 1 to 1953 and encodes 650 amino acids. Lineage: Eukaryota; Fungi; Ascomycota; Eurotiomycetes; Chaetothyriales; Herpotrichiellaceae. The record is from RefSeq and is a predicted model, not a curated record.